CCGAGGGCGACACAGGGAGCGGGACACGGGGACCGGCACCGGGAUAACAGAGGGUCCAGGUAUGCGGGGUCACAGGGACCGCGGGGACACACGGGGACACACGGGGAACGGAGUCUGUGAAGUCGCGCUGCGCCCGCCGACGGGCCUCCCGCGCGGGGAGGCCGCCAGAGGGCGCUGUACCUGCGGAGGGGACGCUCCGCCCGCGCCGCCUCCGUCUCGGUGUCCGCCGUGACCCUCACCCCCCGGCCACGUGACCGCCGGGGCGGAAGCGGCAGCGGGGACAUGGCCAAGUACCUGGCACAGAUCAUUCUGGUGGGGGCCCAGGUGGUGGGACGGGCCUUCAUGCGGGCGCUGCGCCAGGAGUUUGCAGCGAGCCAGGCUGCAGCCAAUGCACGAGGACGUGCCGAGAGACCCCAGUCUGCUGCUGCCUCCAGGAUCAUCGGCAUCAGCCUCCAGGAAGCUCAGCAGAUUCUCAACGUCUCCAGCCUCAACCCUGAGGAGAUCCAGAAGCAGAACUACGACCACUUGUUCAAGGUGAACGACAAAUCAGUGGGAGGCUCCUUCUACCUGCAGUCCAAGGUGGUGAGAGCCAAGGAGCGGCUGGAUGAGGAGCUGCGCAUCCAGGCCAAGGGUGACAAGGAGAAGGGACGGAAAGCCGAGACGUGAUUCCUGCCACCCCUGCCCCCUGUGCCCCUCACCCUUAACUUAUAGGUAGCCAAUAAACACCAUGUCCUCCAGCAGCUGGCCUGGUUGCUCCACACCUGGGGAGGGAGCAGGAACCUGCCUGCCUGGCACUGCCCUGGGAGGGGAUUGGCCCCUGCAAGGGGCUGCUUUUGCCCAGGGGAGGAGGAAGAGGAGGUAGCUGGGGAAGAAGGUUGUCCCCAGGGCAUUGAGGCUGCCAGGGCUCAAAGGGCACUAGGGGAGGCUGCAGGAGCUAUUUUUAGUGUGGAAGUUGGAUACUCUUGGAUUGAGUACAUGGCUACCUCUAGCUCCAAACCCUGGGCAUGCUGUGCCAUUACCUUCUCCCAGUGUAGAUGACUGCUGGGUUGGUCUGAGGGGCUGUGAGGGGACCCCCUGUGGCUGUCCCCACCUGCAGCUCACCCCACAGAUGCUGGCAGAGUUUCACUGGUGCUGAGGCCGCCUGAGCUGGAACAUGGGGACAUGGCUGGGAGCCAGGCAGGGCCAACCAUGCCCCCAAGGUCACACCCAUCCCCCCUGCACCCCUCUGUCCCCAGCAUGGGCUCCUUGCCCUUGCCACCACAACCACGGACUGAAACAGGAACUUACUUCAACUUCACUUUAUUGUUUUCUUAAUAAACUUCCUCUCCCC
Messenger RNA from Cinclus cinclus, 1330 nucleotides. RefSeq names its product presequence translocase associated motor 16 (gene PAM16). The record is from RefSeq and is a predicted model, not a curated record. Lineage: Eukaryota; Metazoa; Chordata; Aves; Passeriformes; Cinclidae. The transcript has 5 exons. The coding region runs from base 283 to 666 and encodes 127 amino acids. Gene Ontology annotation, biological process: protein import into mitochondrial matrix. Gene Ontology annotation, cellular component: TIM23 mitochondrial import inner membrane translocase complex.